AUGCCACCCAGACCUAGGCCACGUAUGGUAGAGGACCCAAAUAACACAUGGAACAGUCAAUUGAUGCGAGCCUGUCUACAAAACGACAUUUCGGAGGCCGACAAGGUAGUGUGCAACGGUGCGGAUCCGUCAGCACCUGAGCCCGUUCCCUUCCAUCAAACCCCCGUACCGCCGCUCAUUGCGCUACUACUUCGCGGCCUCUGUAAUGCGGAAUGUGUGGCCACCAUGAAGUGGCUUGUGGAACGGGGGGCGGAUGUCUCACAACGGGUGCCGAUGCGGGACAGGGACGAAACAUCAGAUACAGUUGAGGAGGGUACGAUAUUACAUUUGAUUCUUCAAAUGGGUCAGCUGCCGCUGCUGUUGCAAGUGCUUGCCCUCGUGGGAGAACCACGACCCCUUCCUGUUUCCUUUAUUAGGCGGGUGUGUCGAAUGGACCCCGCGCUGCUAGGAAUGGCUGCUCAGUGCAGCGGUGGUAGCCUUGGGAAAUCGAACACAGCAUCGUCAUCUGCGUAUCCCCCAAAUAAUUGGGGAAGAAGUUUGUCACCUGUAACAAGCAAACGUGGUGCCAGAAAAGCGUCUAGGUUGCCGGUUGAACUUCCUUUUAUACAACAACUGGGUAUCCUGUCCGAUGUGAACCCGCAUCUCGACGGGGUAUUAAUUGACUUCAAUGCACGGUCCUCAGUGAAUGGAUGGACAGCUAUGGACAUCGCCCUGAGACGCAAGGAUGCAGCAGCAGUUGAGUUGCUCCUGUACUAUGGCGCGCCAUGUACGUUUCACCGUUUGGUGAACGCCAAUCAAACGCUGCUUGCACGUGCUUGUUCGCAGGGCGAUAAAGAACUUGUAGAAAUUCUUCUCGAUGCCGGUGAUGACCUGUGGCAUGUUUCUAUGGAUGGUCGCUACACGCUCAUACACUACGCGGUGGCGCACCCGGUUGUACUAGACCUACUACUGGCACGUGGGCUCUCCAUCGACGCGGAAAAUGCAUUGGGGGAGUCGGCGCUCGUUUCACUGAUUUGCUAUGGACAAGGGUGCAAUGGUGAGCACGGUAUUCGCGAUGCGGUGCGCCCACUGGAUGCGGUGCGUCUCGCUUCGCUUCCCGGACCAGCAGUAAAGAAUUAUAUCUUAGCACCUCAAACAACAUCUACGGCAGGAAGUGCAUCAAGGCAUCCAAAGCCGUCCACCGCUGCGGGGAAUGCUGCAGAUACGGACUGCCCAGGUGUUCCAAGGGACGCCGAUGCAUGGUGGCACUUUCUACCUGGGAACUGUUCUACAUGGGAACUGAUACAAACGCUGUGUGAUCGCGAGGCUAAUGUACAUGGUAACUUGGCUCCUAUAGACUCUAACAGGUUGAUACGGCGCUCCGCAGAGAAUAAGCGUACCACGAUGGUCACUCAUCAGUAUGAAGUGGGGGCUACCUCUUCCCCUUGGUUGUUGCCGGACUUCAAGAAGGGUUCUCUCGUGCCUAGCUUGCCGACAUCCCCCGGAACGUCUAGGGAUGAUGUUGGCUUGUCUGCAGCGUCCCCGGCUGCAGCAGCCUCCACGACACAGACAAAUCAAUCGACACCGUCUAGACAAUUGGGAAAUUCUCGCUCUGAUCAACUACUUCCGACCGUACAGCAAGUCGGGCGGAUGACGCCACUUAUGCAUGCCAUUGUGGCUCAUCAUCCGGAGUUAAUUCGGCGGUUUAUUGUAGAUUAUAGGGUAGACCCCAUGGUGCAAGACGCGCAAGGGGCCUGUGCGCUGCACUACGGCGCCAUAGCACUCCACCCGAGCGUAAUGGAGCUGCUUCUUUCGCAUAUCAAUGUGAACCCGGAGAAGAGGUAUGAUAUCAAUGUACAGGAUUGCUGCGGUCGCACACCACUUCACUACGCUGCCAUGUACGGCAAUACCUCUGUUGUGAGGUUACUUCUCAACAGUACGAGUGGCAACAGUAAUGCUGGCGCAGGCAGUUACAGUCUAAAUGCCGCUCAACCUUCGAAGACAGAUCAUGCGGGUCGAACGGCUUUGCAUCUCGCGGUGCUGGCACGGCAGUUAGAUGUUGUGGAAAUACUGCUGCACCAUUCAGAGAGCGCAGCUGUGGUGUCGAACGCGGAUACCAGCGUGCUGUCCCCACACAGCCAAGCACCGGCGACCAAACGCAGGCAGCACCGCACGGGAUCCGGUUUCCGUCGAAGGUAUCGGCAACCUGCAGCCUCCAGUGAACCAGUCGCCGGCGACACCGUGGCACACUCCCUUGACGUGGAAGCACGAGAUACCGCGUUAGGUUUCACAGCGCUUGAGAUGGCUGUCCGCGAAACACACGACGUAGAGGCAGCGCGGCUACUGUUGAACCUUGGUGUUGCUUGCGUCCGGCAUGCCAGUGGGAUGCCAAGCGGGGGAACACUCUUGCACCGCACUGUGGCGCAGGGGAUGCUGCCGAUGCUCCAGGUUUUACUGGAAUACUACGCGGAUCCCAAUGAGGUGGACGACAUAGAGCAAACUCCGCUCUUCCUCGCUACACAGUCCACUCUUCCCGUCGCUGUUGACAUGGUACGAGAGUUGCUGAGCUUCAAGGCUACUGUAGAGGUUCAGAGUGGGCACACACUGGAGACGCCCUUGAUUAUCGCGGCACGACGGGGUAGGGCCGAUAUGGUGGAUUUACUCCUACACCAAAGACAGGACAGCAGAAGUGGAAGACGGCUUGGGGCGUACACUGCGCGGCGCAGCCGCGGUCGUUUUGGAAACCAUGAUAACAGUAACAACACAACAGUCAGCUCUCACACACCACCUAACCACAACCAUCCUGUUAGUGUGUUGAAUCUCUCCAUGCAGUCGCGGUCGCGUCAUAGCAUUUCUUCACAGCAGCGACUAGGCGACCGCCCCAAAAAGAGCGUUAACACGCCACGAAAUCGCCGUGGGGGGCGGCAGGGCAAGGCAGGGGCUCGGACGCAAAGUUCGGCGCGAGCGAAUCAGCAGAAACAACAGAAAUCGGCCGAACGUGACGCGAGUAGCGUCUCCGCGACCUCCGAUGUAGAUGACGAGGUCUUCAACGCGGGUCAGAAUGCGAUGAGUGAGGGGGUGAAUAUCAACCUGGCCGGCACAACCGGAACUACCGCUGGUGCCGCCAACAGUUGCUGUGAAUACAGCGUUAGUUCCCUGGACAGCGAAGGGAACCAGCCACCUGUCCUCACGGUGGGUAUUCACCACUUGCUUUGCACCGACAAGCAAGUUCGUACGGCACUUCACCACUUGUGUAGUCACAGCGACCCUGUGGUACAACAGGAGCUGCUGCCUCACAUUCGCGAUGUGUUGAGCUGCACCCUCGCGCAGACACUGGUGCUUCAGGUGGAUGCAAUGGGUCGCUUGCCCAUACACGAUGCCUGCGCCUCCGGGUUCGCAGACGCUGUAACAGAGCUCCUCAACCACGAUACGGGUAACUGUGCCUUCUUCCUCGAUGCACGUGGUUCCCUGCCCCUGCAUUAUGCGGUAACAGCAGACAGUGAAGCUUGUCUUCGGGCGCUUUUAAGGAAUGUGAACGUAUAUGCGCCUUGCACACUCCGGGGCGCCUCGACCACAGUGGAGGACCCUCGUGUAGUUCCUAUCACGCAGCGAAUUUUGACACACCACCGCGGCACACACUACAGCAAGGUCACUUGCGUGCUGCGGGACGAGGGUUGUCGCGAGAACCAUGUGGAGACAGUAUGGGACUACCUCAAUGUUUAUGAUGGAAUGGGUCGGACGCCCUUGGUUCUUGCUGCAGAACUUGGGCGGUGUCGGGUAGCCAAAUUUUUAACCAGUUUGUUGAAGCAACGGAAGACUCACAAACAACUUAACCCUCUCGAACCCCAGGGGGUCACCGUUCUGCGAUGCAGCAGCAGCUCAUCCAUUCCGUGCGAUUCCACAGUGACGGCGUGCAUGCUUACGGCGGAACCUUCAGCGAUUAACACACCGUCGCGGGGGGAUUGCAGAGCGUAG
This is a messenger RNA of Trypanosoma brucei brucei TREU927, 3954 nucleotides long. RefSeq lists its product as hypothetical. The transcript has a single exon. The coding region runs from base 1 to 3954 and encodes 1317 amino acids. NCBI's taxonomy places the organism in Eukaryota, Euglenozoa, Kinetoplastea, Trypanosomatida, Trypanosomatidae. The record is from RefSeq and is a predicted model, not a curated record. Gene Ontology annotation, molecular function: protein binding.